This is a messenger RNA of Stylophora pistillata, 2518 nucleotides long. Its product is annotated as uridine 5'-monophosphate synthase. The record is from RefSeq and is a predicted model, not a curated record. Gene Ontology annotation, biological process: 'de novo' UMP biosynthetic process; 'de novo' pyrimidine nucleobase biosynthetic process. Lineage: Eukaryota; Metazoa; Cnidaria; Anthozoa; Scleractinia; Pocilloporidae. Gene Ontology annotation, molecular function: orotate phosphoribosyltransferase activity; orotidine-5'-phosphate decarboxylase activity.
AUGGCGGUGCUGAGCCCGCGAUUCCUCUAUUGUGCAACCGCUACUCCAAGUCCACGUGAAUGUUCUCCAGGUUCCAACAUGGUCCGAGAGAAGGAAAGUCUGAUCGAAAAGUUACACGAUAUUCAGGCCAUAAAAUUUGGCGAUUUCACCUUGAAAAGCGGAAAACAAUCUCCAGUUUAUGUUGACUUGCGUGUGAUCGUCUCAUAUCCGGAAAUUCUGAAGCAGAUCAGUGGUAUGCUAUGGGAUGUCGCUACCUCAUCGAGAGCAGAUUUUUCUGUGAUUUGUGGCGUUCCUUACACUGCUUUGCCGAUUGCGUCUGCUAUCUCUGUGGGCCAAAAUGUCCCAAUGGUGAUGAGAAGGAAAGAAGCUAAAUCAUACGGAACGAAGCGGCUGAUCGAGGGAGUUUUUAAUCUGAAGAGCAAGUGCCUGGUAAUCGAAGAUGUCGUCACAAGUGGCUCAAGUGUCCUUGAAACAGUAGAGGCCCUUGCUUCGGUAGAGCUAGUCGUUUCGGACGCUAUAGUUUUGUUAGACCGCUUUCAAGGCGGAAAGGAGAUGCUUCAAUUUCAGGGUGUUACGCUUCACAGUCUUCUAACGCUCCCCGAAGUUCUUGAGGUGCUUUUGGCAAAGGGAAGAGUUGAUCAAGAAAUGGCGGGAAAAGUAAGGGAGUUUCUGUCAAGAAACAAGUUUGAGCCGGCAGCAGUUGCAAAGGUACCAGCCAAACCAGGAAGCAAACUAAGCUUCGAAGCAAGAGCGCAGAUUGCUACUAAUUCAGUAACCAAAAAAUUAUUUGAAGUGAUGCAUAACAAGAAAUCAAACCUGGCAGUCUCAGUUGAUUUCACCAGCUGUGAUAAAGUUUUGAGCCUUGUUGACAAGGUUGGGCCCUAUGUUUGCAUCGUGAAAACACACGUUGACAUUCUGGAAGAUUUCACCCCAGAAUUUGUCAAAUCACUUCAAAUGCUUGCUGCAAAGCACAACAUUUUGGUCUUUGAGGAUAGGAAGUUUGCUGACAUAGGCAACACUGUGAAGAAUCAGUACUCCAAAGGGUUGUAUCAUAUUGCAGAAUGGGCAGACUUGGUUAAUGCACAUGUAGUUCCAGGAGAUGGUGUGAUUAAUGGCCUCAAAGAAGUUGGUGCACCACUUGGAAGGGCAUGUCUGCUAAUUGGCGAAAUGAGUUCUAAGGGAACAUUGGCUACUGGUGACUACACCAAGGCUGCGGCAGACAUGGCAAAGGCUCACAAAGACUUUGUCAUAGGUUUCAUAAGCUUGUCAUGUUUGGUCAAUGAUCCUCAGUUUGUUCAUAUGACCCCAGGGGUACAGCUUAGUGCUGGAGGAGAUAAGCUUGGCCAACAGUACCUCACCCCGGAAGAAGUCAUUAUAAACCGAGGCAGUGAUGUUAUAAUAGUUGGAAGAGGUAUCUAUCAGGCUGAAGAUCCUGUUCAGGCAGCAGUUCAGUAUCAAAAGGCAGCAUAUGCAGCUUAUAUGCAAAGAACUGAAACUGAAUGAUUAGUUUGUGAUAUUGGAAUUUAUUACACAGGAUUUGUGCUCAAAAGCGAAGACUUAAAUUAAGAAUUUUACAUUCACCUUCUUCAGCAAUAAAAUGACUGCCAACGCAAAUGAGUGCUUUAAAAAGAGCCACAGAAACAUCACUUAGGAUUGCCAAGGGCCUUGUAAAUGUCAGGAAUGUAAAUGUGUUCAUUAAUGGCAUUCGGUUCCCUAUGGUCGAAAAGAUUAUUUUUAGAAGUGUGACAUUCAAUUUGUGAACCGAAUGCCAUUAAUAAACAAAUUUACAUUCCUGACAUUUACAAGGCCCUUGGCAAUCCCAAGUGACAUUUCUGUGGUUCUUUUUAAAGCACUCAUUUACUUUCGUAGCCAUUUUAUUGCUGAAGAAGGUUACAGUAUUUUAACCGAAACAUCCUCACAAAGUUUUUUAGUCAGUGACAACAAAAAUUUUUAUUCAUUCUAUCUAGACCAUAUCCAACUUUCAAUUUUCAAGAACCUUUUUUGUAUCUCUUCAAAUUACUGGCAUGACAUACCAUUUAUUACAGAUACAGUUGCGCAGUUUCACACCAGAUCCACAAAGUUUUGAUAGGGAACUCUAGGCAUUGAUUCAGAAGGCACUCUUCACAGACACAUUUUCACAAACAAGCAAACAAACAGCAAUUUGGUUUGCAAUAUUUAAUCCUGUUAUAGCAAGAAUUUUUUUUGUUAGACAAGUAAAAGAAACCCUAGGGUGUGAUGGGAAGUAAUGUGGAAGGGGGCUGCAUACCCAAGACCCUCUUUCUUUUGACACAUGUUUUCUUAGAUCAUGCCAAGAAAAAAAGUCUUCAUAUGAAUAGUAUUAAGAAAAACUUCCAUUAACUAGGGCACAUGAAAAAGUAGCAUUUACAUAGCCAUGAUCACUGUACUGACCUAUGAAGAUUGAAUGAGGUGUGAAGUCAAGUUCUACAGCUUGUAGAGGUAAUGGAUUGUGUAAUUAUUUAAGGCAAUUGGCUACUAAUUAAAGGAAUGUCACAAUGCA